AUGUCGUACGGAGGCGCCGAGACUCUGCUCAAAAUGUUGAAUGUUGCAUUCAGCAGGGGCUCCCUUGGAGUCGAGGCUAAUAACACAGUUUGGAAGCCAGAUUCGUGCCAAGAGUGCCGCUGCCGUAGCAAUGUCAUCACCUGUGAGCCUACAGUCUGCAGACGCCCCCAGUGUGACUUCCAGAAGGGAGAAGUGCUUCAAAUAGCCCCCAACAAGUGCUGCCCUGAUUGUGCCUCAAGAGCUGAAGGAUUUUGCCAGCAUGAAGGACAGAUCCACAGCCACGGCACACAGUGGGCCAGCUCUGGAUGUGUCCUGUGCUCCUGUGCCCACGGGAAGGUGAACUGCACCCACACGGGCUGCCCAGCCCUGGCUUGUGGAAGAGGGGAGCUGCAGUACACUGCUCAGGGAGCCUGCUGUCCCACCUGUGUGGGCCUUGGCGAGCCCUGCUACUUUGAUGGCCGCUUGUUCCGGGAUGGUGAGGACUGGCGCCUCGGUCAGUGCUCCAAAUGUGUCUGCAGGGACGGCGUGACUCAGUGCUUCACAGCUUCCUGCCAGCCUGUGCUGUGCAACCAGGAUGAAGCUAUGGUUAUGUCUCCUGGAAAAUGUUGCCCAGAAUGUGUUCCAAAGCCCUGCUCGGUGUCAGGAAGAGUGUACCAGCACGGUGAACAGUGGAAAAAAAAUGCCUGCACUGCAUGUGCUUGUCACAGAGGAGAAGUCAGAUGUCUGAGAGAGACCUGUGACUCUAUUACGUGUCAGAAGGGGGAGAACAAAGUGCAGCGUUCUGGAAGGUGCUGUGAGGAGUGUGUGUCUUCCAAGGGAAGCUGUUUGUAUGACGGCACAAUCAGGUACCACAGGGAGAUGUGGAAUAUUACUCGCUGUGACUUCUGCCUGUGUGAUGAAGGUCAAGUCACUUGUCACGAAGCAGAGUGUGCUAAAGUGGAGUGUGCCAAGGGUGAAGAAUUAAUUCACUUAGAUGGGAAGUGCUGUCCUGAAUGUAUUUCGAGUAAUAGUUAUUGUGUUUACAAAGAACAUAGAAAAGCUAGCGGAGAGAAAUGGAAGGAAGGGCCGUGCAGCGAGUGCGAGUGCCGGGACGCGGAGGUGAUCUGCUUGCAGCGCUCCUGCCCGCCCUGCCCGCCGGGCAGCCUGCCUGCCGGGCUGGAGGGCGACUGCUGCCCGCGCUGCCAGCCAGCUGAGUGCCACCCGGACUGUUUGACCUGCUCUCACUCCUUUGAUCACUGCAACGCCUGCCAUGAUCCAAGGAAGCAGCUGCAGAAUGGGCGCUGUGUGGAGACCUGUGCACCGGGCUUCUACCAGGACGGGGGCACUUGCUUAGCCUGCAAUGAAACAUGCUCAGCCUGCAGCAAUGGAUUUGAGUGCUCCUCGUGCCGGACAUCCCUGCUAAUGAAGAAUGGGCAGUGUGUGACCUCGUGUGGGAAGGGGUACUUCCAGGAUCAGUUUCUGUGUGCAGCUUGUCACGAGUCCUGUUCCUCGUGCUGGGGACCUGCUGCCAACAAUUGUUUGUCCUGCAAAGACACGUCACACAUGCUAAAAGCAGGGCUCUGCGUGGCCAGCUGUGGACAGGGAUUUUAUCUGAAGGAUGGAAUCUGUAGUGUUUGCGACCAGGCCUGUGAAACAUGCUAUUCAGACCAACCCGAGUGUUUAACCUGUGCUUCAGAUAAGCUGUUACACAAUGGGAAAUGCAUUUCAGAGUGCCCAGAUGGGUAUUUCCCAGGCAGCCUUGGAAGAUGCAGAGCUUGUCACGAUUCGUGCUCCACCUGUGAGGGACCUCUGGCCACGCACUGUACCUCCUGUUCCCUUCCUCUGGCAUUGCGCCAGGGCCAGUGCCUGCGAGACUGUGGAGAGGGUUUUUAUCAGGAUCACGACGUCUGCAGGGGUUGCCACCCAUCCUGCCGCACCUGCCUGGGCCCGGCGCCCUCGCAGUGCCUGCGGUGCUGGGCACCAGAGGAGGUGCUGCAGCCUCACCAGCCUGCAGAAGGAGCCGUGCAUGGACUUUGCCUCUCUCGCUGCCAAGCCCGGUUCUACCUGGAUGUCAUGGGAGUCUGCAAACAGUGCCACUCCUCCUGUGCAGGCUGCAUGGGGAACACUUCCCAGGACUGUACGUCGUGCCUGUCUUCCCACGUCCUGCUGGAAGGCAGGUGCCUCUCUGAGUGCCCAGAGGGGCUGUUCAGCCACGAAGAUCACUGCUCCCCCUGUCACCCAUCAUGCAAGACAUGCCGCGGCCCUUCUGAGUCGGAGUGCUUAACCUGCCAUCCCCAUGCAGCUCUGGCUGGUGGAAGGUGCAGGACUAGCUGCAAGGAAGAGCAGUAUCUCAACAUGGUGGGAUAUUGUGUGGACUGCCAUCCUUUGUGCCGUCACUGCGUGGCCAACCUGUGGGACACCGGCAGCAUCUGUGUGAAGUGCCAGAACACCCGUCACUUGCUCCUGCGGGACCACUGCCUUCCUGACUGCCCGGGGGGAUACUACGCGGAGAGUGGUGCCUGCAAAAGGUGUCACCCCUCGUGUAAAACCUGCAGAGGCGGGGGCCCUUUUUCCUGCUCUUCCUGCAACACCAGCCUGGUUCUGUCCCACACCAACAUGUGUGUUCCUGCCUGUUCCCCAGGAUACUACAGGGAUGAGAGCCACACCUGCAAACCUUGCAAUAGCCAGUGCCUGAACUGUGAGUCAGCUGCAGGCUGUACGUCUUGCAGAGAUCCAGCUAAGGUCCUGUUAUUUGGAGAAUGCCAGUAUGAGAGCUGUGCUCAGCAGUAUUAUCUGGAUUUUUCCACCAAGACUUGCAGAGAGUGUGACUGGAGCUGCAAUGCUUGUAAAGGCCCCCGGAGGACCGACUGCCUGCAGUGUAUGGAGGGCUACGUUCUUCAUGAAGGAGCUUGUGUGGAACAGUGCCCUGCAGCUUUCUACAAGGAAUCAGACACAUGUCAGAGGUGUGAUCAACACUGCCUUCAGUGUCGCCAACCAAACGAGUGCAGUCUUUGUGAAGCCCCGUUUUUCCUCUUGGACGCUCAGUGCGUUCACAGAUGUGGGAAGGGGUACUAUGCAGACCAGGCACAGCGAAAAUGCACAGCUUGUCCUCCUGGUUGCUUGGACUGUGAAAGUGAUGGCCUGUGCCACCUCUGUGACAGCACCACCUUUCUGAAGAACAAGAUUUGCGUUCCUGCCUGUGGUCAGGGAUUUUUUGGCGACAAGUGGACCAGAGAGUGUGAAGCCAGCAAGCAUCCUUCAAGCUUUCAUGUGAACAGUACCUUCACAGUAGGGAUUGGCAGGGUAAAACCCCUAGACCUCUCUUUAUUGGGCGUGCAUGAUCUGGAUGGUGAUGCAGGAGAGCUCUUGUUCCGUAUCGACAGCACUCCCUCCAACGGCAGGCUAGUGAUGCUGGUGAAUGGGAAAGAAGCGCAGCUGAGCAAAGGCGACCACUUCAGCUUCAAGGAUGUAAAGGAGAAUAGAGUCCGCUUUGUGCACAGCAAAGAGAAAUCCAGGAAAGGACAAUUUUCCUUGAAGGUCAGCAAUCAACAGUUCUUCUCCCAUCCUUUGGUGGUCAACAUUCAAGCAUUUUCAACACAGGCCCCGUACGUGCUGAGAAAUGAGGCUCUCCUUGUCCGCAGAGGGGAGAUUGGAACCAUAACAGACCUGUUGCUUGGUGUGAGAGAUGAUGACAAUCCUCAGGAUGUCGUGCUGAUGGUUUUAGAGCCUCCACGUCACGGGCAGCUGAUCAAACCUUCUGGGAAGUCAGAUUCUGCAAUUCACGUAUUUCACCUUGAUGACCUUGCUGGUGGACUGCUCCGCUAUGCUCACGAUGGCUCUGACAGCCAAGAUGAUGCAGUUCUUUUCCAAGUGAAUGAUGGGUACCACUUCCAGAACAUCCUGUUCCUCAUUAAGAUUGCUCCCAAGAGUGACAGAAGCCCUCGGCUGGUGACAAAUUCCCUGGUCUGGGUGCCCCAGGGAGGCAUGCUGCAGAUCUCCAAGACGAUUCUGCAUGCUGAGGUACCCGGUGCCCGUGACUCCGAGAUAACUUUCAACAUCAUCAAGGACCAGCCAAGACACGGUGAAGUGGUGCUUCUGGUCCCAAUGCCAGCAGAUGGCCCAGCAGACUCCUGGCAGCUUUUGCCUGAUGGAAGAGCAGCCUCUCCUACAACUUCUUUUACCCAGCAGGACAUCAACGAAGGCAUUGUGUGGUACAGGCACUCUGGAACCCAAGUAGAGAGUGACUCCUUCCAGUUCCAGGUGUCCAGCUCUGCCAGUCCACAAGCCAGCUUGGAAAGCCACGUCUUCAAUGUUGCUGUUCUCCCGCAGACACCCAGAGCUCCUCAGCUUUCCCUUGGCUCCUCUUUGCACAUGGCUGUGCUGGAGGACCGUGUGACAGUGAUUGAGCCCCAUCACCUCUCCUUUGUAGACCCGGAGAUUCCCAGUGAAAAAAUCCUGUUCAACGUGACUGUCCCUCUCCUUCCUGGACAAGGCAUUGUGGAGCACAGAGACAGGCCUCUCUCCCCAGUCAGGUAUUUCACUCAGGCAGAUAUAAACCGUGGCAAGAUUGCUUAUCGUCCACCGACUGCAGCUCCGCACUUGAGAGAGAUCAUUGCGUUCUCAUUUGCAGGUCUUCCAGAGUCAGUGAACUUCCGAUUCACAGUGUCUGAUGGAGAACGCACGACCCCGGAGAUGGUGUUUGUCAUUCAUUUGGUCUCUGCAGAGCAGCAGCCUCCAGUCUUCCAGAUCACAGCUCCGUUCCUGGAGGUCAGCCAGGGGGGCAAGGCCACCAUCGGGAUCCAGUUGGCUGUGAGCGACACAGAUACAGCUCCUGAGGGGCUCUUCUUUGAGCUGGUGAAGCCUCCCCGUCAUGGCAUUGUGCUCAAGCAGGGCACAGGUGUGCAGGAGCACAUGGGAGCAGGCGACACCUUCACCUACGAGGACGUCACUCGAAAUGCUCUGCAGUACGUGCACGAUGGUUCGUCGGCAGCAGAGGACAGCAUGGAAAUCUCUGUCACCGAUGGUGUCACCACAGUGACCACAGUGCUGCGGGUGGAAGUGUCCCUGCCGGAUAACAACGGCCCGCAGCUGGCCCCGGGCUGCUUGUUGGCAAUCACCGUGGCUAGCAAAAGCACUGUGACUCUCUCUCGAUUGCACCUUGCUUAUGUUGACAGCAAUUCUCCUGACUCAGCGAUAAGAAUCCAGUUAAUAUCUCUGCCCACAUAUGGCACCCUCUUACAGACAUCUGGCUCUCAUGAUGAAGAGCUUUCUAAGGUUUAUAAUUUCACCAUGGAAGACAUCAACAACCAGAGGAUCAGCUACUCCACCGUAUUUGAGACCAGCAGUCAGCCAGUUACGGACACCUUCCACUUCACUGUUUUUGAUGCUGACAAUAACCGGCUUGACAGGCAGAUGUUUACCAUCACUAUCACCUCUGCCCAGACGGUGCCGUCGCUCAUUGCCUUUGCUGACCAUAUCACUGUGGAUGAGGGAGGCAGGGUCCCGCUGCUGGCUCAUCACCACUUAGCUGCUGAUUAUGAUACUGCUGCCAAGGAAGACCUGAGGGUCACGGUUAUCACUCUGCCCAUGUAUGGCUACAUUGAAAACACUAAGACAGGUGAGAGUUUCGGACCGCAGGGUGCUGUGACCACAGAUGCGUCCUUUUCCAUUCAAGACGUUCUAGAGAGCAGCAUUUACUACUUCCAGAGCGUCCAUGAAAGCAUCGAGCCGACAAGCGACGUUUUCAGCUUCUACGUGAGCGAUGGCUUCAGCCAGUCUGAAGUGCACAGCAUUAACAUCACCAUCCAGCGGCAGAACGAUGAGCCCCCAAAGAUGGUGCUGGAGCCUGUCAGAGUGCACGAGAGCUCGAGUGUGGUUGUUACCAACGCCUCCCUCAACCUGCAGGACUUGGACACCCAGAACAGUGAGCUUGUCAUCGUGGUUACCAAGAGUCCUGACCAUGGUCAUCUUCGCAGGAGGGAGGCUGCUGCAGAGCCCCCAGAGCACGGACAUGUGCUGUCUCUGGGCUCGUCCUUCACCUACCAGGACAUUCUGGAUGAGCUGAUCGUUUAUACUCAGAGCGGUGCAGCAGCACAGACAGACGAGUUUGGCUUCUCCAUCACGGAUGGUCUCUACACACAGACGGGGAGGCUGCAGUUCUCCAUGGAGCUGCCAAAGCAGCCGCUGCCCACACUGGCUGUCAACAGGGGCCUGCAGCUCCCUGCUGGCUCUGCAGCACACCUCACAGCUCAGCACUUGAAAGCAGCAGCUAUUUAUCCAGAUGACACGAUGAUCAGAUUUGUCAUGAAGAAGGACCCCAGCGUUGGCCGUCUGCAGCUGACUAAUAUUGAUAAUCCAGUCCAGAUCUCUGUCAAAGGACCUGUCAAAAGUUUCACCCAGGCUGAUAUAAAUAAAGGGCAAGUUGUGUACAGUCACAAGAAGGGAGAUCCUGGUGGAAAUUUUGCCUUCACCUUUGAUGUGAUCGAUGCAGAUGGCAACAAACUGAUGGACCAGUUUUUUUAUAUUCGUAUUUUAGAGGACAGAUUCCCCCCUUCCAUCACUGCUAACAAAGGGCUGGUUUUGGAUGAGAACUCGACGAAGAAGAUCACAACCCUGCAGCUCUCUGCCACCGACCAGGACAGCGAACCGGCCCAGCUCCAGUACAGGCUCACCAAGCAGCCGCAGCUGGGGCACCUGGAGCAUGUGGCCUCCCCAGGGACAAGAAUUAGUUCUUUCAGCCAGGCAGACUUGGCCUCUCGCAGCAUCCAGUAUGUCCACACAAGUGACGUUGAAAAGCAUACAGAUGCCUUCACCUUUUCUGUGUCUGAUGGGACAAACGAGGUGAGCCAAACGUUUGACAUCACCAUAAACCCCGUGGAUGACUCCUUACCUGUAGUGCAAAGCCUGGGGAUGAGAGUUCAGGAAGGUGUGAGAAAAACCAUCACAGAGUUUGAGCUUAAAGCAACAGAUGCUGACACAGAGGCUGAGUCAAUUACAUUCACGGUCGUGCACCCCCCUCGCCAUGGCCUGAUCGAGCGCAGCAGCAAUGGGCAGCGGUACCACCCCACCACCACCUUCACGAUGGAUGACGUCUACCAGAACCGCAUCAGCUACAGUCACGACGGCAGCAACUCGCUGAAGGAUCGCUUCGCUUUCACCGUGUCUGAUGGGACCAAUCCCUUCUUCGUUGUGGAGGAUGGAGGGAAGAAGGUUGUGACAGCAGCACCGCAGCGCUUCAAAGUGGACAUUCUCCCUGUGGAUGACGGGACACCCAGGGUUGUCACCAACCUGGGUUUGCAGUGGCUGGAGUACAUGGAUGGCAAGGCAACCAAUCUAAUCACUAAGAAGGAAUUAUUAACGACAGAUCCCGACACAGACGACAAACAGCUGAUCUAUGAGAUAACAAAUGGUCCCAGAAAUGGUUAUGUGGAGAACAAGAUGAAGCCAGGAACAAUGGUGACCACCUUUACUCAGGAGGAUGUGAACCAGGGCCUCGUUCGGUACGUGAUGCAUGAGGAGAAGGUUCAGGAGACCAUGGACAGCUUUCAGUUCCUAGUGAAGGACAGCAAACCCAACGUGGUCAGUGGCAAUGUCUUCCACAUCCAGUGGUCUCUCCUCAGCUUUACCUCCACCAGCUACGAUGUCAGUGAGAGUGCAGGCUCCGUGAGCGUCACCGUGCGGCGGAUCGGUAACCUCAACCAGUACGCCAUCGUCUUGUGCCGCACAGAGCAGGGAACGGCCACCUCCAGCUCCGGUUCACAGCCUGGAGAGCAGGACUACGUGGAGUAUGCAGGGCAGGUGCAGUUUGAGGAGCGGGAGGACACCAAGGCCUGCACCAUCGUCGUUAACGAUGACGAGGUCUUUGAGAGCACGGAGAGUUUCACCGUGGAGCUCAGCAUGCCAGCCUACGCGCUGCUGGGGAAUGUCACCCGGGCCACGGUCACCAUCACCGACGCAGAGGAUGAGCCCACCCUGCAGUUCGACAGGAAGACGUACCACGUCAGCGAGAGUGCCGGUGUUCUCUCCGCUCCUGUUGAAAGAAAGGGGGAUACGGGCAGCACCGUGUCUGCUGUCUGCUACACCGUCCCCAAAUCCGCCAAGGGAAGCAGCCCUUACAUGCUGGAAUCCGGCUCCGACUUCAAGUCCAGGGGGAUGACGGAUGACAGCCGCAUAGUUUUUGGACCGGGCGUUAGCGUGUCGACGUGCGAUGUCACGCUGAUCGAUGACAGUGAAUACGAAGAGGAGGAGGAGUUCGAGAUUGUGUUGGCUGAUGCUUCAGAUAACGCACGCAUUGGCAGCCGGGCUUCAGCCAGCGUCUUCAUCGGGGGUCCCAACGAUGCCUCUACGGUGUUCCUGGGGAACGCUACUUUUGCUGUCAGUGAGGCUGCAGGAAACAUUGAAAUUCCAGUCCUACGGCAGGGACCCGAUCUCUCAACCCCCGUCUCAGUGUGGUGUGCCACUCGGGCGUCAGACCCUCCGUCUGCCAGCCCGGGAAUCGAUUAUAUCCCCAGCUCCAGAAAAAUAGAAUUCAGGCCAGGCAAGACAGAAGAGUUCUGCACUCUGACAAUCCUGGAUGAUGCUCAGUACCCAGUGAUAGAAGGGCUGGAGACAUUUGUUGUUUAUCUCAGCUCACCCCACGGAGCAGAGCUAACAAAACCCUUCCAAGCGAUCGUAGCCAUUAAUGACAUCUUCCAAGAUGUGCCAAGCAUGCAGUUCACCAAGGAUGCGUUCACGGUGAAGGAGAAGGAGGGUACUCUGCACAUCCCCAUCUUCCGCACUGGCGACCUGAGCUAUGAGUCCUCUGUCAGGUGCUACACCCAGAGCCAGACCGCAGAGGUCACGGAGGACUUUGCAGAGAGGAGAAAUGCAGAGGAGUCCCGCAUCACUUUCUUGAAAGGGGAGAAGGUGAAGAACUGCAGUGUUUACAUCAGUGAUGACUCUGCCUUUGAACCAGAGGAGCAGUUCCAGGUCUACCUUGGAAGCCCACUUGGAAACCAUUGGAGUGGAGCUAGGAUUGGGAAGAUGGAUGUGGCAACCAUAACUGUCACCAACGACGAAGAUGCACCCACCAUUGAGUUUGAAGAAGCUGCGUACCAAGUGCGGGAGCCGCCUGGCCCGGAGGGCGUUGCUGUUUUAAAUAUCAAGGUGGUCCGCAGAGGGGAUCAGAACAGGACCUCAAAAGUCCGCUGUAGCACCCGGGAUGGCUCAGCUCAGGCCGGAGUGGAUUACUACCCCAAGAGCCGAGUGCUCAAAUUCAGCCCAGGUGUGGACCACAUCAUAUUUAAGGUGGAGAUCAUGUCCAAUGAAGACCGAGAAUGGCAUGAGUCCUUUUCUCUAGUGCUGGGUCCAGAUGACCCAGUGGAAGCUGUUCUCGGAGACACCAGCACUGCAACAGUGACUAUUUUGGAUCAAGAGGCAUCGGGGAGCCUGAUCCUACCAGCGCCUCCAGCGGUCGUCACCCUGGCUGAUUAUGACCGUGUGGAAGAAGCGACCAAGGAUGGUGCCAAGAAAUCCCCUUCCCCGGGCUACCCGCUCAUCUGUGUCACUCCCUGUGACCCUCACUUCCCCAAGUACGCGGUCAUGAAGGAGCGCUGCGGCGAGGCUGGGAUCAACCAGUCAUCGAUACAGUUCAGCUGGGAAGUAGCAACCCCCACGGAUGGGAACGGGGCCAGGACACCUUUUGAAACAAUCACCGACAACACGCCAUUCACCAGCGUCAACCAUAAGGUGCUGGACAGCAUUUAUUUCAGCCGGCGCUUCCACGUGCGCUGUGUGGCCAAGGCUGUGGACAAAGCUGGCCAUGCGGGCACCCCCCUGAGGAGCAACGUCGUCACUAUAGGGACAGACAGUGCCAUUUGCCACACUCCCGUAGUCGCGGGGACAGCCCGAGGUUUCCAGGCACAGUCGUUCAUUGCCACUCUGAAGUACUUGGAUGUCAAACACAAGGAGCAUCCCAACAGGAUCCACAUCUCGGUGCAGAUCCCUCAUCAGGACGGUAUGCUGCCCCUCAUCUCCACCCUGCCACUGCACAAUCUGCAUUUCCUGCUCUCCGAGUCUAUCUACAGACACCAGCACGUCUGCUCGAACCUGGUCACCAUCAGAGACCUUAAAGGCAUCUCUGAGGCAGGGUUCCUGGACGAAGUAACGUACGAUAGCAUCGUUCUCGGCCCUGGCUAUGACCGCCCUUACCAGUUCGACCCCACAGUGAGAGAGCCAAAGACAAUCCAGCUCUACAAGCACCUCAACCUGAAGAGCUGCAUUUGGACCUUUGAUGCUUAUUACGACAUGACUGAAUUAAUUGAUGUCUGCGGAGGCUCCGUAACAGCGGACUUCCAGGUACGGGACUCUGCUCAGUCCUUCUUAACCGUCCACGUCCCUCUCUACGUGUCCUAUAUUUACGUGACAGCACCGAGAGGUUGGGCUUCUCUUGAGCAUCACACAGAGAUGGAGUUCUCCUUUUUCUACGACACUGUUCUCUGGAGGACAGGGAUUCAGACGGACAGCGUCCUUUCAGCCCGACUGCAGAUAAUCAGGAUCUACAUCCGUGAGGACGGCCGGCUGGUUAUCGAGUUCAAGACCCAGGCCAAGUUCAGAGGGCUCUUUGUGAUGGAGCACCACAGCCUGCCCGAUGUGAAGUCAUCUUUAGUGACUCCAGACCACCUGGGAGGGAUCGAAUUUGACCUGCAGCUGCUGUGGAGCGCUCAGACUUUCGACUCUCCCUACCAGCUCUGGAGAGCAACCAGCUCCUAUAACAGGAAGGACUACUCUGGAGAGUACACAAUAUUCUUGAUCCCCUGCACUGUGCAGCCCACGCAGCCGUGGAUAGAGCCUGGAGAUAAGCCCCUGCCCUGCACGGCUCACGCUCCCGAGCGAUUUUUGAUCCCGAUUGCCUUCCAGCAGACCAACCGCCCAGUUCCCGUUGUCUACUCCCUAAACACGGAGUUUCAGCUCUGUAACAAUGAGAAGGUGUUUCUGAUGGAUCCCACCAAAUCCGAAAUGUCUCUGGCAGAAAUGGAUUACAAAGGGGCUUUUUCAAAGGGGCAAAUCCUGUAUGGCCGCGUGCUCUGGAACCCCGAACAAAACCUGAACGCCGCUUACAAACUGCAGCUGGAGAAGGUCUACCUGUGCACGGGCAAGGAUGGCUACGUGCCUUUCUUUGACCCAACGGGAACCGUCUAUAACGAGGGGCCCCAGUAUGGCUGCAUUCAACCCAACAAGCACCUGAAACACAGAUUUCUCCUCUUGGACCGAAACCAGCCCGAAGUGACAGAUAAGUAUUUCCACGAUGUGCCUUUUGAUGCGCACUUUGCUUCUGAGCUGCCCGAGUUUCAGUCAGUGAGCAGCAUGCCCGGAGUCGACGGAUUUACUCUGAAGGUGGAUGCUCUCUACAAGGUGGAAGCUGGGCAUCAGUGGUACCUUCAGGUCAUCUACAUCAUCGGCCCGGAGAGCAUCGCAGGGCCUCGCGUUCAGCGCUCCCUGCCUCACCACGUGAAACGCAGCCGCAGGGACGUGGUGGACGGCAACGGGAGGCUGGUGCUGGACGACUCCUUGAUCUACGACAACGAGGGCGACCAGGUCAAGAACGGCACCAACAUGAAGUCACUGAUCCUGGAGAUGGAGGAGGCCGUGGUCGCAGCCUCCUUAUCGCAGACAGGCGCGUCCCUCGGGAGCGCGUUCGCUGCCGUCAUGCUGCUGGUGCUGGUGCUUCUGGGAGUCUGCCUCGUCACCAGGAGGUGUCGGAAGCUGCAGAGGAAGCGAGAGGCUGCCCGAGCUGCCCCGGAGGAGCAUCCCCUGAACACCAAGGUGGAGCUGCCCAAGGGCACGGAGAAGGUGGUGAACAGCCAGUACUGCACCGUGAGGAACAUCAACAUAUUGAGGGAAACGGGGGGCGUCUCCAGCCUGAAAGGUAGGAAGGUGAAGCAGGUGAACUUAGAAGUCAAAGUCCACAACAACUUGCACGACGGAACAGAAGUUUAA
Cygnus atratus (black swan) is the source of this 11955-nucleotide messenger RNA. RefSeq names its product Fraser extracellular matrix complex subunit 1 (gene FRAS1). Gene Ontology annotation, molecular function: protein binding. Lineage: Eukaryota; Metazoa; Chordata; Aves; Anseriformes; Anatidae. The coding region runs from base 1 to 11955 and encodes 3984 amino acids. Gene Ontology annotation, biological process: cell communication. Gene Ontology annotation, cellular component: membrane. The transcript has 73 exons. The record is from RefSeq and is a predicted model, not a curated record.